Phanerochaete carnosa HHB-10118-sp is the source of this 3339-nucleotide messenger RNA. RefSeq lists its product as uncharacterized. Lineage: Eukaryota; Fungi; Basidiomycota; Agaricomycetes; Polyporales; Phanerochaetaceae. Gene Ontology annotation, cellular component: membrane coat. Gene Ontology annotation, molecular function: clathrin binding. The record is from RefSeq and is a predicted model, not a curated record. The transcript has 13 exons. Gene Ontology annotation, biological process: vesicle-mediated transport; intracellular protein transport. Bases 14 to 2197 code for a protein of 727 amino acids.
UUGUGCAGCCACCAUGGCCUCCCAGGCCGGGCAGGACGCCAAGUUCUUCCAGCGCGGCAAGAUACAGGAAUUCCGCGCAGAGCUGCAGGCAGCCGAGUCCAAGGACAAGAAGUUCCAGAAGCGCAAGACUGUGCUCAAGAAGAUUGUGGCGAACAUUACCAUGGGGAACGACAUGUCUCCGCUGUUCACCGAUGUCGUCCAGUGCUUGGGCAUUCCAUUGCUUGAGAUUAAGAAGAUGGUAUACCUGUUCCUCGUUUGUUACGGAAGAGCGAAGGCCGAGCAAAUACACCUUGUGAUACCCAGUUUUCUGCAGGACUGCAGUGACAGGAACCCUCUCGUGCGAGCUCUCGCCGUUCGCACCAUGUCAUACAUCCCCAUCCCCGUAGUCAUCGACGCGCUCACCGACCCGCUGCGGCACUGCAUCAAGGACCGCGACCCAUACGUCCGUAAGACCGCCGCCAUCUGCGUUGCGAAGCUCUACGCCGCAGACCCACGGAAGGCAGAGAAGCACGGCUUCGUUGAGAUGCUCCGGGACCUCCUGCUGGAUGCAAACGCCACCGUCGUGUCGAACGCCGUAGCUGCUCUGUCCGAGAUCGGGGACAGACCAGAUGGCGUUAUCUUCAAGCUGAACUUGAGUGUGGCGAACAGAUUACUCGCCGCCCUUAACGAGAGUUCGGAGUGGGGCCAGAUUUACAUCUUGGACUCAUUACUUCGCUACGUGCCCGAACGGCACUCAGACGCAGAGGUCAUGGCCGAGCGUGUUGUGGUGCAACUCGGCCACGGGAACUCUGCGGUUCUCCUGACUGCGAUCAAAGUCUUACUUUACCUUAUGAACUAUAUGGAGAAUCGACGGCUCAUUGACUAUAUCUGUAAGAAGAUGGGGCCACCAUUAGUAACCAUAUUGUCCUCGGGUCCCGAGGUUCAGUAUGUUGCCCUGCGGAACAUUCUGCUGAUCAUCCAACGGCGGCCGACAGUCUUGAAGAACGACGUCAAGGUGUUUUUCUGCAAGUACAAUGACCCUAUCUACGUCAAGCUUGCAAAGCUUGAGAUUAUGUACCGACUUGCGCGUGAGGAGAAUGCAAGAGAAGUGCUUGCGGAGUUACAGGAGUAUGCCUCGGAAGUUGACGUCGACUUCGUCCGCAAAGCUGUGCGCUCAAUAGGCCGGCUUGCCAUCAAGGUCGAGCAGGCGGCAGACUCGUGUAUCAAAGCGCUGCUCGAGCUCAUCGAGACUAAAAUCACGUAUGUCGUGCAGGAGGCGAUCAUCGUUACUAAGGACGUCUUCCGGCGGUAUCCUGGCAAGUACGAAGGCAUCAUUCCGACGUUGUGCCAACAACUCGACGCGCUUGAGGAGCCCGAGUCCAAGGCGGCCAUGAUUUGGAUUGUCGGGCAGUACGCCGAUCGCAUUGAGAACGCAGAUGAACUCAUGGACGACUUGACUUAUACAUUUAUGGAAGAAGCAGUCGAGGUGCAACUCGCACUGCUCACAGCGGUGGUCAAGCUCUUCAUCCACAAAUCCCAGUCAGAAACGAGCAAGGCGAUCGUGCACAAGGUCCUCAAGUGGGCGACAGAAGAGGCCGACAACCCAGAUCUGCGCGACCGUGGGUUCAUGUACUGGCGCAUGCUCGCGAUCAACCCAGCCGUCGCGGGCGAGAUCGUCUUGGCGGAGAAGCCUGCGAUCACGACGGACUCGGAUCGCAUGGACCGCGGCGCACUCGACCAACUCCUGCUGCACACAGGGACGCUCGGCAGCAUAUACCACAAGAACCCCGAGACCUUCAUCCGCGGCGCGGCCGGCAGGGCGCUGGUGGACAGUCCUGCGCUCAACGCGCUGUCGCGGCAAGUCCUCGUCCCCAUCGCGCGCCCUAUGCUGCCGACCGCGGUUCGUGUCCGUGGACCAGGGCCGCAGGAACCCUCGCGCGACGGCGCCGUCCCCGGCUCCCAGUCUGCCGCGAAGCCUACGUCACCAAUGUCGCCCGGCGAGGACGCGGGCCUCAUCGAAAGGGCCGCAUCGGGUGAGCACCAGGACGACGGCGACGGCGAUGGCGAGGGUGCGGGCGAAGGUGAUGGCGAAGGCGAAGAGGACUCGAUCACCGCGCACCGCGCAGCAGGGUCGGACCCGUAUGCGAAUUUAGACAGUGUUUUCGGGGGGUACAACGCGGACCAGCCCGCGCCGCAAACAGACGAUUUGCUGUUCUAACAUAUACGCCUUGGAUUCCCUCUCUCUCUCUCUUUCAGAUGUGUUGCUACCAAUACAUUUCCGAUUAUGAUAUAUCACAAUAAUCCAAAGGAAAAAAAUGCCCAGUCUCUAAUUAGUGACGUGCGGGAUUAGUAUAAGCGUGAUUGGGUGGUAUGUUGUGCUGCGUGUGUUAUGGGGGAGUAGGACCGAACAUCGACUUGAUGCCAUUUGUAAGCGACGCGCGUUUCGACGGUCUGAGUGAGUUGUAGUGCUCUCCGAGGCCGUACAUCCGCCGAUGGUAGCUGAUCCGCACGACAGGGCUGUCGUCGGGCGGGGGUGUGUCGGACGGGUUGUGGACAACGAUGUAGGGCGCCUGGCUCUGGAUGACAUGGAUCGGCACGUUGUACGCCUUGGCAAGGGCCAGGAUCUCGGGCUCGCCGCCCCAGACGGAGGUGUCGCGCAUCUUGGUGCAGUACGCCUCGAACUCCUUCGGCGACAUCAGCGAGCUCUCCGUCGAGCCCCCGCUGUCGUCGCCCUCGAGCGAGGGCAGGAACGGGAUGAAGUCGUCCGGGUGCGCCUGGAUGUAGUCUGCCGCGGCGCGCCGCGUCGUGGCGUAGUUUGCCAGGCUGCUCGGGAUGACGCCCAGGAUGGAGAGCUGGUCGGCGAUCGCGGAGAAGAGACAGUGGCCGUCUGGAUUUAUCUCGAACAUCUUGAGGCCAUGCUCGUCGCACGUCUUAUUAAUUAUACGCUCCUCCUCUCUGGCCUCUGCCUCAAACCUUGUGUCCGAGUCCGAGGGUGGACCUGCCAGCUGCUCCGCACGCUGAGCCGCCUUCCUUGCCUGGCGUGCCUCGUGCCGCGAUUUACUUCGGUGGGGGGUAGAUGCAGCCUUCCCCGUUUUCUCGUCUGCCACCUCCCUGAGUACUGCGGCGGUCUCAUGCUUGGAGGCCUGGUCCUUCUCGUCGAGCUGCGCAAGCAGAUCGUCCAUGAGCCCAUCGUCGUCGUGUGGGGGCUCUAACGGGGGCGGGGGCGUGGUGUGCGAGGGGCUGAGGGCCUUCUUGAUCUUGUUCCGCUUCGAGCCAGCCAUGGGUUUGUCGAGUCGGGCGUGCGCAGUGGGGGAGGUCUGCGCGGCGUGAGGAGGGUGCAAGGCGGUUCUGAGCGCGGAC